Messenger RNA from Megachile rotundata (alfalfa leafcutting bee), 1648 nucleotides. RefSeq lists its product as uncharacterized. Gene Ontology annotation, molecular function: protein binding. Lineage: Eukaryota; Metazoa; Arthropoda; Insecta; Hymenoptera; Megachilidae. The record is from RefSeq and is a predicted model, not a curated record.
CGAUCUUUCCAUAAAUGAUUCGAAAUGAACGCGAACAAGCGACAAAAGUUGCCGGCCACGAGAUGCGAACAGCGAGAGAAAUCGCUCGAGGAUUUGUCGCUGGUGAAAGAGGAGCGAGCCUACGCGUUGGAUACGCUUCCGGCGGAAGUGUUGGAAAUGAUACUACGGCUGUUGCCUCUUCGCGACGUGGCCGCUUCUGUACGAUUGGUUUCCAGGCAUUGCUCGAGGGUAGCGGCAACGGUUUUAAACGGCGCCUUCCUCGCGGCCGGUGCGAGGCUAGAGAAGCUCGCGAAACGCAUCGAAGGUACCGUGAAGAACGCGAAAACGAAUCCGGAACUGGUGGCUCGCAGCAAAGCCCUGAACGCCCUGGAAUUGAUAAAGGCGCAGUACAAGAUGUUGCGCGCUGUCACCUGGCGAUACACGCAUCCGCCGAGCAAGCAACGCGGCUUUCCGAGGCUCUGCUUUUACGCGGGAAGCUUGCUCGACGAUCUCGACGAGCUUCUCGCUCGAAUCGGAAAGUUUCACGCGUCCAUCGUCGACCCUCGUACCACCGACUCGAGCAUCGGCUCUUUCGUCACCGUCUCCAAGGUUCAUGAACUUUUUCGAAAAGCUCUCCGAACGCAGAGUGAACAGGUGAAUUAUUUCCUUACGUUUCCAAUUUCCUUAUUCUAUUUAACCGCGAACGUCGACAGAUCGGCUCUGAUAUCCGGAUGCAAAGUCGUCGACGUUCUCGACUGUCUUAUUGAGGGUCGACAGGUGUCGUCUUUCAAAGUGAUGCCGAAUAAAAGGGGCACGGGACGAAUCGUCGACAUGAAAUUGAAAUACGUGUUGAAACGUGGUUGGUUUACCUGUUUGGAAGUGAGGAAGAACGCCGAAGAGAACUGCUGGAGAGACGAGCAGCGUUUCAUGUACCUGAGAUUACGACGUUUAGUGGGCAGCGUGAACGAACACCUCUUCGAGAACUUGCAUUACGAGCACGAACUGAUGUUGCAGAUACCUCUGACGCUUCCGUUGAGACCACCGCCUGCUUCCACCUAUUCCGGAUACGGAGAAUACGGUGGUCGGUUCUUCUAUUACGGUAACAUGAACAAAUACGCGUACGAGAGCAAAUUUCUGAACGCGGUCAGCGCGGCGAAUCGUACCGUCGAAACCGAGCAACCGGUGCGGAGACCACCGUCUUUCGACCUGGUCAUCGAGAUCGAAUUGAGAUGUACGCCGGAACUGGCGCCGCUGGCCGUCAGAACUCAGUUAAAAUCGGAUCGGUUCGACAGUUGGUUGCCGAGAACGAGCAAAACUCAACGAUUGUACCUGAAAAUGAACGUCGCGUGUCCCGCCUCGAUAGCCAAUAGACUACCCGGCAACUUUCUAUGGGAACUACGUAGCCCACGAUAAGCGCGCGAAAAUUCCUCAGUCCUUUUUCUCAAACGCGAUAGAGUGCAACGCGUUUUAAUAUAUUCCUCUAUCGUGAGUCGACUGUAUCGCAAAUAAAAUAUUUAAUAGCAUUUAAUAUCUAUUUAUAGAAAGGUAAUAAUAUAUAUUUUACAUGUAGGUUAGCGACCAUUGCUAUUUCGCUUGGUUUUUAUAUACAGGUAUCGAAGAAUUACAAAAUAAAAACAUACAGAGUACGUAGUUUUAUUUUAUACUAUUA